Molecule: messenger RNA, 4202 nt
Organism: Ailuropoda melanoleuca (giant panda)
Lineage: Eukaryota; Metazoa; Chordata; Mammalia; Carnivora; Ursidae
Product: putative tetratricopeptide repeat protein 41
Cellular component (GO): myosin II complex
Molecular function (GO): calcium ion binding
Source: RefSeq, a predicted model, not a curated record
UACAGGGCCCUGGGGGAAGUAUCCGGGUGGCCAGGAGGCAGAAGACAGGAGCCAGGAGAAGACCCAGGCCAAAGCCUUUGUGGGGGUUCCCAUGGGAAAGGCAGAGUAAACCAUUCAGGAUUGGCUAGUUUGUACAAUUCUGGCAGGCUUUGUGGCAUAGGGACUGUCCCUGGUUGUCUAGUCACUGGCCCUGGGAUGAUGUAGGUCAGGGAAAUAUUAGAUUGGUGAGUGAGAGGCAGAUAAGAAGGUAGGUUGGGGUGUGGUCCUGGAUUGGCCAGUCUGCAGGUGACAUGCACGUUCCAGGCCAGCUGUCCACCACCCCUAGGAAUUGACUUGUCUUGGGAGGAGCAGUCUCACCUGGAUCUGUAAGGCCCCUGAGAGGUGGCAGACCAUCCGAAGACAGAAAAAAUAAAAAUAUCUAACUAAUGCAGUUGGUACCUGAAGACAUCCAGCACAGUGCCUGGUUCAGAGCAAAAGAUUUCUCUUGGCUGCCGUGCUUACUGCCUCCUCAGUGCAGAUUUAUCAUGAGCACCGUCUCCUCCAGCCUGUCCUACAAGUCACUCUGUGCCCGCCCAGAUGUGAGGACGGUGGAGCUCCUGAACGUAGGAGACGAAGUGAAACUAAACAUCUUUAGACAGUAUCUCUUCAUUCCCAACAAAGACCCCCUCCGGCAGAGCAAACCCACUUUGAGGAAAAGAACAAACCUGAAUCCUUUAAAACUCACAAUCCUAGCAAAUGAGCUGAGAGAAUGUCGAAUCUACCGAGAUGAGUAUCAGUGUCUGAAGGAGUACUUGGAGGUGGCCUCCAUCCAGGAGCUCUGGGAAUUGAUUCUGAAACGCUGGAUUGAAGACUAUAGCUGGACUUUUAUACCAAAGAGGGCCAAUUCAGACACAGUGGCCUCAGGAGAAGCGCUGGAUGGCUGGGUGGCCGAUGCCCUGUGCUUACUGAGCGUCUCACAUUGCGGGCUGACUGAGGGUGAGAUAUUCCAGAUUCUGGACAUGCUGGGCUACAGGGAUCAUUACAAAGUGACCAUGUUGCACUGGGCGGCCUUCCGCAACGCCACCAGACAGUGGGUCCAGGAGAAGCCCAAUGGCCUCCUGUACUUCAGGCACCAGUCUCUGCGGAGUGCUGUGGAGCACAAGCUUCUUGAAUCAAGAUGUGAAUACGACUUUCCUGGAGGCACGGGGAAUUGUAAUCGCAAUAAUUCACUUCCAUGUGGCCUGAGCAUGGAAAGCAAGCACAUCCUACAAGGAGAAAAAAGAUCCCAAAGCACCAUGGCUGAUCAGCUGACUGACGAACAGACUGCAGAAUUCACGGAGGCUUUCUCCCUGUUUGACAAAGAUGGUGGCGCCAUCACAACAAAGGAACUUGGAACUGUCACGAGGUCACUGGGUCAGAGCCCGACAGGAGCCACAUUGCAGGAUAUGAUCAGCGAGGUGGAUGCUGAUGGUAAUGGCACCAUUGACUUCCCAGAAUUUCUGACUAUGGUGGCUAGAAAAAUGAAAGGCACAGACGGCGAAGAAGAAAUUCGUGAGGCAUUCCAAGUCUUUGACAAGGAUGGCACUGGUUACAUCCGUGCGGCAGGCUACAUCACUCAUGUCCAACUUAGGAGAAAAACAGAUGAAGAAGGAGAUGAAAUGAUCAGAGAAGCAGCAACUGAUGGAGUUGGACAAGUCAGCUAUGAAGAAUUCGUACAGAUGAUGACUACAGAAUGAAGACCUACUUUCAACUCCUUUCCCCCCUCCCCAGAAGAAUCAAAUUGCAUCUUUUACUUACCUCUUGCAAAAAAAAAAAAAAAAGGUUAAUUUACUCGUUCUGUUUCUGUAUAGCAAAACUGAUUGUCAAAAGUACCUUCUGUUCACGUGCGCAAAAUCUACAUGUAUGUGUUGGUGUUCCCGUCCCCUGAAGACCACACUACACAUCAGUUUUACGACAGAAACACUUGAGCUCCCUUGAAAUAAGGAAGCAUUAAGUGGACUCCUUGCAGUCCCUUUUGCUAGUGACGAGUACACUGGGCUGGCCAGUUUUUCAUGCAUGCGCCUUGAUGAUGGAGCACUGUCAGGCAUUUCUAUUAAAAACACAAAAUGAAAAAACAAAUUUUAAACCUAUUUAAAUGGGUUCUAGUUAAUUUGUUAGCAUAAAUUGCCAUAGCUGGUUUACUGAAAACAAACAUUUAAAAUUGGUUUACCUCAGGACGCUGUGCAGAAAAAUGGGUGGAGGAUACACUGUCUAAGUGUAGCCUCCCCUUAGCAGGACGGCCUGCUUGUACUUCCGUGUGCCCCCACCUCUGGUGACAAUGACACACGCCCUCGUGGCAUGCUGCGUGUGUCGGUUUAGCAUUGUCCGGGUUGUACUAGAGCGAAAUGGGUGUCAGGCUGUCACCAUUCACACAAAUGUUUAGAAGGAAACCUUUAUCAAGGGAGCAUCUGCGGACUGUUUCUAAAAUUUUCCGAAGCAUGACUUGGAGCCAGCAGAGUAGGCUGUGGCCGCGGACCUCAGCACAACCGUCAACACUGCUGCUCGAGAAAUUGCAGUUCACGGCCAUUCCACGUUGUAAAUGCUAAUCUUUUUUUUUCCUUCCGAUAAAAAAACCAUUAACUUAAAAAAAAUAAACAUAAUAUAGGAUGAUCCCAAUUUUAUUAAAAAAGAAUGUGGGUACAUGCAAAAGUCAGAGGAACAUACAGCAAUAUGUUAAAUCAGAUGAUCUUUGAGGCAAUGAUGAGUGGUUUUUAUUUUUCUUUGUACUUCUCUGUAUUUUUCAAUUUUUCUAUAAUGUACACAUCCUUGCUUUAUAAUGAGAAAAAUUAUUUUCUUGUCCGUUCAAACUAUAUGUUGGUGCUAAGUGAAUGAACAUGAGGGAUGUGGUCAGUGGCAGGAAGGAUUCAUGAAUGAAGUUUUCCUGAGCACAUGAGAUUGUUGAAUUGAGUAUUAAACAUAGUGAAUGCACAUUGUCCAUUCCCACGUGAGCCCUUGACAGGAAUCUGGACCCAAUAAUCCUUGUGGAAUUUGCAACUCCUCCCCGCGCCUCCCCCCAAUCAGGGGCCCAUCUCUCAGUUCUUUGUCGAGACCACCCUCGGCCUGUCUGCUCUAAGCAGCUGCUUCUAGUUCUUAGAUUCCUUUGUUGCUUGGAUUGACCCCUCAGGUUUUUUUUUUCUUUUUUUUUUAGAUUUUAUUUAUUUAUUUGAGAGAGAGUAGGAGAGCACAAACAGGGGGAGCAGCAGAGGGAGAGGGAGAAGCAGGCUCCCCGCUGAGCAGAGAGCCCCUUGUGGGGCUCAAUCCCAGGACCCCAGGAUCACGACUUGAGCCAAAGGCAGAUGUUUGAGCCACCCAGGUGCCCUGACCCCUCAGUUCUUAUGCCCACCUUAGGUCCCUUUACUUGGAUGGCCACUGUGGAUGAGAGUCUUGGACUCUCUUUGGCGCUCUUGCCCUUGGCUUUCAUUUAGUUUUUGCUCUUGGACUUGAAGCCCUAUAGCUAUGGUUCAAAGCCUCUUGGCCUCAUUGUCCCGUGCUGAGAGCUACAGCCUCAUCCGCUGUGCUUGGUGAUGAGAGCCUAGAAUGCCGCCUGACAGACAGUAGAUGCUCAGUAUUUAUUCUGUGCGCAAAGGGUGAUCCCCGGAAAAAUUGGCAGAAAGAAAGCAGGAGUGUAUUCAGUGUCUGGGUGACCUACUGGCAGGGGCAACGGAACAGAUGGAGAACACGGGUUUGUGUCAAAUACGUUAGAUGCAAUACUUUGAAAUGAAACAAUGGUCAAAUGUAGAAGUUCAGAUGCUGGAAUGUUGGGGAAAAUUCUGGAAACGAUGACUUCGUAGUACCAUGUAGAACCAUUUAAUUGGUUCUUCAAGUUCAAAAAUUUAUAUGUUUUCAUUUGUGUUGUAAUAGGGUAUAAAACACACACAUACACACGGCAUGUUCCUUAUUUGGUUCUUUUACCAUUUUGUUCCUUCUCGUAAAGCAAGUAAUUCAAGAUAGUUGCAACAGAGGGCAGAAUUGUGUAAGUAAUUUAAACACCUUCUUAUUCUUGCCUGAAAAUCACCCCCAAAUACAAAUUACAGCAAUAUGUGGACCGUGCUAUAGAAAUGCUUCUUUGACUCUGGUUUUCAGCACUUACGUAUCAAGAUUAUUUAAAAGCACUGGAGUUAUUUUUCAUGUCAUUGUUUGAAAUACUUGAUAAUGUAUGUAAGCGCUAAUAAAAGCAAAGUGCU